Molecule: messenger RNA, 2340 nt
Organism: Oxyura jamaicensis (ruddy duck)
Lineage: Eukaryota; Metazoa; Chordata; Aves; Anseriformes; Anatidae
Gene: DCAF10
Product: DDB1 and CUL4 associated factor 10
Exons: 7
Coding region: 70-1296 (408 amino acids)
Cellular component (GO): Cul4-RING E3 ubiquitin ligase complex
Molecular function (GO): protein binding
Source: RefSeq, a predicted model, not a curated record
UCCUGUUACUCAGAGAAGGUAAAGUUAAGCUCCCAUGAUUAUCAAAACUAGUCCUGAGAGACCACGUUGAUGGAAGGCAAUUUCUUUUGUAGAUUCUCAGCAGGUUGUGCACAGACUUCCCAAGAUGUGAGGUUCUACCAUCACCUCUCUGCAGGGUCUGUGUUGACUGUUGCUUGUGAACAGACUGAAGUGCUGCUUUUUGACCCAAUAUCUUCAAAGCACAUCAAAACUCUCUCUGAAGCUCAUGAAGAUUGUGUAAAUAAUAUCAGAUUUCUAGAUAAUCGACUGUUUGCAACUUGUUCCGAUGACACUACAAUAGCACUUUGGGAUCUGAGAAAGCUGAACACAAAAGUGUGCACUUUGCAUGGUCACACCAGUUGGGUUAAGAACAUCGAGUAUGAUACCAAUACCAGACUACUAGUAACGUCAGGGUUUGAUGGAAAUGUGAUCAUCUGGGAUACAAACAGGUGCACAGAAGAUGGAUGUCCUCACAAGAAGUUUUUUCACACCCGUUUUCUUAUGAGAAUGAGGUUGACACCAGACUGUUCCAAAAUGCUGAUCUCAACAUCCUCUGGAUAUCUUCUGAUUUUGCAUGACCUUGAUCUAAACAAAUCUUUAGAGGUUGGCAGCUACCCAAUUUUAAGAGCUAGGAGGACUACAUCAAGUUCAGAGAUAACAUCUUCAAGUUCGUCUGCUUCUCGAACCGUUGGUUCACCAUGUCACCAGAAUGAGUCAGGUCUACUGUCUGAGAAACAGAUGUCACGGUCCUCACAGCGAGAAGGUGGAUCACCUAGAAAUAGUCUGGAGGUCUUAACGCCAGAGGUUCCUGGAGAGAGAGACCGAGGCAACUGCAUUACAUCAUUGCAGCUACAUCCAAAAGGGUGGGCUACUCUUCUUCGGUGCUCAAGUAAUACAGAUGACCAAGAGUGGACUUGUGUCUAUGAAUUCCAGGAAGGAGCCCCUGUGCGCCCUGUCUCACCUCGUUGCUCCCUGCGAUUGACUCAUUGCAUUGAAGAAGCCAAUGUGGGCCGGGGUUACAUCAAAGAGCUUUGUUUCAGUCCUGAUGGCCGGAUGAUUUCAUCCCCGCAUGGCUUUGGGAUCCGCUUGUUGGGGUUUGAUGCAUACUGCAGUGAACUUGUUGACUGUUUGCCCAAAGAAGCUGGUCCCUUGAAAGAAAUCCGUUCCCUCUAUUCUCACAAUGAUGUGGUACUGACAACAAAGUUCUCUCCAACUCACUGUCAGAUUGCCUCGGGGUGCCUUAGUGGACGUGUUUCUUUGUAUCAGCCAAAGUUCUAGGCGCAUUGUGCAUCAACAGGACCUUCAGAUGUUUGUGGUUUAAAUUACUUCAGUUUAGUUGAAGUGUGUUCGAAAUCCCAUAAAUCCAGAGAAGAUCAUAGUUACUAUGGUCUCAGAACAUAAUAAUGACAUGAGUUCUCAGUCCAGCACUGUAUACAUUCUCAUAUCAUAUCUGCAAGUCAGGCUCCAUGCAUUGUGUUUUUAGCCUUCUAGGCAGAAUUCUGCUCCUGCUGAUCCUGUGCCAUUGAGUCAUCAUUCUGGUUGGUUUAUACAAUAAUACUUCCGAGUAAUUUUCGGCAAUAUGACCUAACGUGGGCUAACUGAACAAAAUGUAGCUGGUGUGCGGGUAGGAGUUCAGCUAAAACUCAACCAGGCUUCCCUGUUACGACACCUCUUCGUUCCAAAGGACUUUUUCUGUUGCCAAAACCGUUGUACCAUGAUUGAUAAUGAACAGGUUUUGUGCAUGCUAGUUUAGCUGGCACAAAAAGACAGAAAUGUUUUUGUUUGUUUACUAAUUUGGUUAUUUGUGAUUGGCUAGAAAAAAAAAAGAAAAAGAUAAACUUUCUGUAAAGAUUUGUUGUCCUUAAAAAUCUUUCUAGGCUGUUUUUCCUUGAUUGCAUAUAUUUUAAUUAUUGCCAGAAGGAAGAGGUUCUGUAUGGAGAUGUAGCUGCAUUUUUUUCCUCAGAAUUUAGUUGGAAAAGCCUGGGUCAGCGAAACAAGAGCUUAACAGAUCUAAACAUCUUGUGCUGUAUCCACUGCAAAUGAAUCAAAGAGAAAGUUUCUUGCAAUGUGUAUGGUUAGUGGAUGUCUCUUACUCCUCAGUCAGUAGGGUUUCUUUUGUGGGAAGCUUUCCACAUCAGUUACAGAAACAUUCAUCCUGUGUUUGUAAAUGAACACUGCAGAAUUUCCGCUCGUGUUAAGGCUGUAUUUCCUCUAACCGUUCUACAAAUUAAUGUUAAGAGAGGAAUUCAACUAGGAAGUUUCUGUAGUGUAACUAGAUAAGUAUUUCUUCAUAUGUAUUGUCAGUAUGGGAAUGGAUUAGAA